AUGGAUUCUUUGCCGUCUCCUGGCAGAGAGGAAGCAGCUUCCAUUCAGCCUGAUCAGUGGAAGAAGCAGGAUAUUCGCUUUUCCAAGAUGCAGAAGAAAGAGAGAGUGAAGCAGUAUAUAUGCUUGGAAUGUGGAAAGAGCUUUGCUUCAAGUUCACAGCUUACUAAACACCAACAUAUCCACACUGGGGAGAAACCAUAUAAAUGCUUGGAUUGUGGAAAGACCUUUGACUGGAAUUCGCAGCUUAUUAUCCAUCAACGUAUCCACACUGGGGAGAAACCGUAUAAAUGCUUGGUGUGUGGAAAGAGCUUUGCUUCGAAUUGGCAGCUUACUGAACACCAACGUAUCCACACCGGAGAGAAACCAUAUCAAUGCUUGGAAUGUGAAAAGAGGUUUGCUCGGAAUAAAGAUCUUAGGACACAUCAACGUAUCCACACUGGGGAGAAACCAUAUAAAUGCUUGGAGUGUGGAAAAAGCUUUACUCGGAGUACAGAACUUAAGACCCAUCAACGUAUCCACACUGGAGAGAAACCAUAUAAAUGCUUGCUUUGUGAAAAAAGCUUUUCUCGGAGUAAGGAUCUUAGGACCCAUCAACAUAUCCACACUGGGGAGAAACCAUAUAAAUGCUUGCACUGUGAAAAAAGCUUUGCUCGGAGUACGUAUCUUAGGGCCCAUCAACGUAUCCACACUGGGGAGAAACCAUAUAAAUGUUUGGGGUGUGGAAAGAGCUUUGCUUCUAAUUGGCAGCUUACUCAACACCAGCGUAUCCAUACUGGAGAGAAACCAUAUGAAUGCUUGGUUUGUGAAAAAAGGUUUGCUCGGAGUACAGAUCUUCGGACCCAUCAACGUAUCCACACUGGGGAGAAACCAUAUAAUUGCUUGGGGUGUGGAAAGAGCUUUGCUUCAAAUUGGCAGCUUACUCAACACCAACGUAUACACACUGGAGAGGAACCAUAUAAAUGCUUGGAUUGUGGAAAGAGCUUUGCUCGGAGUACAUAUCUUACGGCCCAUCAACAUAUCCAUGCUGGGGAGAAACUGUAUAAUUGUUUAGUGUGUGGAAAGAGCUUUGCUUCGACUUGGCAGCUUACUCAACACCAAUGUAUCAACAUUGGGGAGUAA
Molecule: messenger RNA, 1119 nt
Organism: Euleptes europaea (tarantolino)
Lineage: Eukaryota; Metazoa; Chordata; Lepidosauria; Squamata; Sphaerodactylidae
Product: zinc finger protein 501-like
Exons: 4
Coding region: 1-1119 (372 amino acids)
Biological process (GO): regulation of transcription by RNA polymerase II
Molecular function (GO): DNA-binding transcription factor activity; RNA polymerase II cis-regulatory region sequence-specific DNA binding
Source: RefSeq, a predicted model, not a curated record